Messenger RNA from Rhagoletis pomonella (apple maggot), 1089 nucleotides. RefSeq names its product reticulon-1-A-like. Lineage: Eukaryota; Metazoa; Arthropoda; Insecta; Diptera; Tephritidae. The record is from RefSeq and is a predicted model, not a curated record.
AAUCAAGGCCGCCAUUCCGAUUGGCCAGAAGCCAACCAUCGCCGAAUCCGACAAGGACAAGUAAAUGACUUAAUUAUUCAAAAUAUUAACAACAGCAAUUUAAUAUUAUCAUUGCAAUUAUUAAAACUUAAGAAAAACCAACUAAAGACCUUAAUUAAAAGGCGUAUACACUCUUUCUCACACAUAAACUUAAACUAUAUACAUAUGACCUUCAGGAUGGUAGAUAAUGAAAUAAUUGAGAGUGUUUAUAAAAAAUAACUAACAAAUAACAACAACCAAUAUUAGAAAGCGAGAAGAAACCCAAUCAUAAAAAAUUCACGGUUUAAAUGAUAAAUUUAAUUAGAUAACAGAAACAAACUAUAAAUUUCACGCAUAGCAAACUUGCAAGAGAAUGUGAAGAAGACCUAACCUCCUAUGUUCCAUUCUUCUAAUGGGAAAUCAUUAUUUUUAUUUGUACUGAAUUGAAUUUACAGCGUGGGUAAAAUUUCGUUUUUAUUUGCUAAUGAUUUAUUAUAUUUAUUAUGUAUAAUAACUACCACAUAAUUGUAACUACAUAAAUACAUACAAUGCUAUAUUCGGAAAACUACUUGUUAUAUUCUCAAUAGUGUUUUAUGAGUACACUUAUUCUUGUUUGAUUGUAUGUAAUGUUUUUAAAAUUAUAUAUUUUAUAUACAUAUAAACUGUUAAAUGCAAGUAAAAGCCACACUAUAUUUCCUACGUAUGUAUAUGUUUGCAUAUUAAUCAACAACGCCUACUAAUUUAACAAAAUGAUAAUAAACUGUUUUCGGUUAUGUGUAGUUUUAAACGUGAAUAUAUUUGUACUUCUCAAAUCCUUGCCUACGAGCUAAGAUUUCGCCGAACAAGUCACAAAAAUCUGUAAAAGAUCCGCUAGCGUAAAAUUUAUGAUACGUGCAAACGGGCUCAAAGCGAUUGUUUUCUACAUUAGAUCUAUGAAAAAAAUUCAACAAAAAGAAAGCACAUACUACAUACUGAUGAUAAUGUUAUAAUACUAUUACUCAAAGAAGUAAUAACUUAGAAUUUAAUGAAUUCAAAUGAGUAUCUAAUAAAAACAAUAUCUCCAAAGUCCAA